GCAUGCCCUGCGAAGGGGAGCGCUGCAGGGGCUGGAGCGCCGUGCGGCAGCAUCACAGCGGAGGACGCGGAGCGUUGCACAGCCCUGACCCCGCCCACGGAUCACCAUGAACUACCUACGCCGACGCCUGUCCGACAGCAGCUUCGUGGCCAACCUGCCCAACGGCUACGUGACGGAGCUACGGCGGCCGGCCGCUCCAUCCAGCCCGUCCAGCUCGCCGGCGUCUCCUGCCACGGAGAGACGCGCUCAGCAGCACUCCGCCCCGGCCUCCUCCUCCGCCUCAGCCUCCUCCUCUUCCAACUUCCUCAGCUCUUUCUCCAGUGUGGUCCGGAGUGGCCCAGCCGCCACUGUGGGGCAGGCAGAGCCGGCGCGGUCGGUGCACGGCCCGGCCCCAGCCUCUGCUCCAUCUCUAACCUCCGGCACUGGUCCGACUCCAUCCCUGCCUGUGGUCCCCAAGCCAAAGGUCUUGCUGGUUAUCGGUGACUUCCACACAGAUUGGGCAAAGUAUUUCCGUGGAAAAACGCUGAACGGGACGUGUGAGAUCCGGGUGGAACAGGCAGAGUUCUCCGAGAUCAACCUGGUGUCAAACGUGAGCAAAGGAUGCAUGGUGGAUAUAAAGGGCUCCAGACGAGCCGGCCGGGUCAGCAGGUCUUUCAAGCCGGACUUUGUCCUGAUUCGUCAGCACGCCUACAGCAUGACCCCAGGCGAUGACUUCAGGAGCCUGGUGAUUGGCCUGCAGUUUGGGGGCGUGGCCAGCGUGAACUCCCUCUUCUCCAUCUACAACUUCUGCAGCAAGCCCUGGGUGUUUUCUCAGAUGAUUCAACUGUUCCACUCCUUGGGUCCAGAGAAAUUCCCCCUGAAUGAGCAAACCUUCUAUCCGAACUAUAACCAGAUGAUCUCCUCGUCUUCCUUCCCGGUGGUGGUGAAGAUGGGCCAUGCGCACGCCGGCAUCGGCAAGAUCAAAGUCGAGAACCGUGAGGACUUCCAGGACGUAACCAGUGUGGUGGCAUUGGCGAGAACGUACGCGACCACCGAGUCCUAUGUCGACUCCAAGUAUGACAUCAGGAUCCAGAAGAUCGGCACCAAUUACAAGGCCUACAUGAGAACGUCCAUCUCUGGCAACUGGAAAGCCAACACGGGCUCCGCCAUGCUGGAGCAGAUAGCGAUGACAGACAGGUACCGCUUGUGGGUGGACUCCUGCGCUGAGAUGUUCGGAGGUCUGGACAUCUGCGCGGUGAAAGCCGUCCAUGGGAAAGACGGCAAGGACUACAUCAUCGAGGUGAUGGACAGCUCCAUGCCAUUGGUAGGGGAGCACGUGGAGGAGGACAGACAACUGAUCGCGGAGCUGGUGGUCAACAAAAUGGCCGCCCUGUUGACGGACUCCUCGUCAUCACCUCUGGCCUCAGCCAAGGGCCAGGUACCACAGACGACCCAGCCCAGAAGAGCCCAAGGUGCCCUUUGGUCGGCCUCCAGUAACCCUUCACCGUCAGCCCAGGGGUCCCCGAAACGAGCCCGAUCUGCAACCACCUCGCCCAGCCAGGCUUUCCAGCCUGGGCUUCUCCCUCCUGCAUCAGCCAGCCAGAAGCAUUUGCCUCAGCUCAAUAAGUCCCGGUCCCUCACCAACACCCUCAACACCCGGGACUUGCUCCACGACAGCACCACCGAGGACGAGGCCAAGGCCGAGACCAUCCGCAGCCUCAGGCAGUCCUUCGCCAGCCUCUUCUCCGACUAGCUCUGCCAUCACCGUGGUUACCGGCCAUGUCAGCUCCCCCCCCCCGGUCUGAGCAUGGCCACCCUUCCUUGACAAGACGGAAUACCAAGCGGAGACAUACCUUUAUGCUUCCUGUUCAGCUCUUCCCCACACAAUUUUGACUCUUAUUAACAUUUUUAUUGGCAAUAUUGACAUUUUUCCGAUGUUUUCAUCAUAUGACAAUUUCAUACAUUAAUGUAAAUAAACUCUUUGCAGCCACACUCUGUAGUAAAUGCAAAUGCAAUACAUGGGAGGGGGUUUUACAACUGUGCUAAAGAACUGAGUAAUAUUUCAGCAAAUAAUAAAUGAUGUUGUGAGGAUUUUUUUAAAUAAGGCAAAAUCACGGUUUGAACGUGUUUCACGAACUGGACAGGCGUUUACUGCUUCUCUAGGGUUCAAAUGCUGGUAUUUAACCUCUGACCCACUCCAGAUCUACAUUUUCUGUACCGCUAAUCGGUUUAAUCAACUUCAAAUUCUUCCAUACAAUUUUUCAUUGCAGUUAAAUAUUCAAUUUUUGAAACAGGUUAUUUGUAAUAGAUACUCAAGUUUUAUCAUGAAUAAAUCUACAAGUUUUUUACAUUUCAGUGUGAUGAAAUGGUAAUCACUUGUUGAGCACUAAAACUGAAAAAGUCACUCAAUGUUUUAUGCAAUGUCAAUUGGUCCUAGCCUCUUUGACAACAUUUGUACUCAAACCUUUUUUAUCGUCACAUAAUGAAAGGUGGACGCGCUUAACUCUAAUAAUCUUUCGACUGGCAUGCUGUUCACUUCACUGUAACUGCACUGUACUGACUGCACUAUACACUGCAAAAGCCAUAAGGUCACUGGCUGUCUAAGGCCUGAUCAGACACAUACUCAUUGCUGUACGUACCACGUACUCCUACUCUGAUCAUGAGUCAUAAUGAACUAUGUAUAACAUGUAAACACAGGCAUUAAGAGAUAUAUCCUGGUUUUGAGAUAUAUCAAGUUAAUGCCUAACAUGACGUUUUGUGUUGAUGGGGUGCUAAGUAAGAGAGACAUUUAUCAGUAUUUAUUUCUUUGUAUUUUAUAUAUUUGUAUAAAUGGAAUUCUGAAUGCAUUUAUGUAUACUUCUGUAGUGUUUGUGGCUUUGACAUUUAAUAUUGACACAUGAUAUUUAACAUAGUAUCUAUAAAAUAUGGUAGUACAGAUUUCACAUCAACCCACUACACUGGCCAAUAUGGAUAGAUGAUUAAUUUGGAGAUUUCAGCCAAGCCUUUAUCACAGUUACAGUUCUCAAAGAGUUUCUGAGCCAUAAAAUGUGCUGUAAUGUUGAAAAUAUAGCAGAAUGAUGAAAGAAAUUCCAGAAAAUCAACUGGCUUCAGCAGUGUUACCUAAAAUCACACAAUAUAAAUAUAAAAUCCUGCAAAUUAAAGCUUUUACAGAUUCACCUUUGUAACCUGUAAUUGGUUUUCAGUGUUUUGAUUUUAUUGGUUUGUAAUUUGUUCAUCAAUUAACUGAGGCUGGCAGGACCUUCUUUUCUUGAAUCGAUUAGACUCCCCUGUAUCAACUCAUCCUGUGCGAUUGCAUCUGUCUAAGCUACUGUGAGCUGGUGUAUAUUUAGGACCACAUUUUCACCUAAGUGUGGCAUGACUGCUACUUCUGCUGUCUGUAAGAUCAUCAUUAACUUUUCGAGUAAAUGUUUGGUGUGUGCCUUGCUCCGUGUACAUAAGUGUAACCAUAGCGAUUUGAUUAAAAGGUGUCAUUUUUAAAAUGACUGUUGUUGAAUA
Paramormyrops kingsleyae is the source of this 3495-nucleotide messenger RNA. Its product is annotated as synapsin-3-like. Lineage: Eukaryota; Metazoa; Chordata; Actinopteri; Osteoglossiformes; Mormyridae. Gene Ontology annotation, molecular function: ATP binding. Gene Ontology annotation, cellular component: synaptic vesicle membrane; synaptic vesicle. Gene Ontology annotation, biological process: neurotransmitter secretion. The record is from RefSeq and is a predicted model, not a curated record.